CAACAAUGAAUCCAGAAAUCAAUAUUACACUUGAUCAACCAGCAACAUUAACUCUUAUCUAUGUACCAGUUGAUAGACCAAAUCAACCAAGCAAUGUUAAUGAAUUCACUGUUCAAUUUUUUUAUCCAAAUAAUACUAAUUCAAUACUAUUUACUUCUAUAAUUCCAUCGAUCCCUGAAACAACUACUACAACAACAACAGGAAUACCAUCACCAUCUGGUAUACCAUUAGAGACAACAACAACAACACCAAGUCGUCUAGUUCCUCCAUCAAAUAUUUCACCUCAAGUUGAUUUAACACCAAAUUUCCGAGUUCCAGAAAACACAAUAAUUGUGAUCAAGAUCAUUUUGACCGAAGAUCAAUCGAGUCCAAAAAAACG
Messenger RNA from Didymodactylos carnosus, 379 nucleotides. NCBI's taxonomy places the organism in Eukaryota, Metazoa, Rotifera, Eurotatoria, Philodinida, Philodinidae. The record is from the annotation of a GenBank genome assembly.